AAAUUGUUAAAGACGGCUAAUUUCUCAGCACUCAUUGUCAUUCAGGGAGCUGAACUUGAUCAGAGGUCAGCAGCACAGUUUUAUCACACUACUCCAGGUUUUCCAUCCAACACUCCAGAACAGUGGUUCUUAACCUUGUGUAAAGUCGUGAUGACGCCCCGAUUAGACUGAUUCUGAAAGAUCCAAUCACUCUCACAUUCAUACUCUGAUAUGCUGAUCUAUUGACAACUUGGGAUUAAGUGCUGUGCCCAUGGGCACAUCAACAUGUGACAAACCACACAUUUUGGAUUCUAAGACGGUGCUCUGCUAGUCCCAGCCAGAACUGUUGAGUUAAUUGUUUCUGAACUAUUUUCCAACCAGAGGUGCUCUGUACUGUGGUUGGAAAGCUUUUGGAUGUUGGCCAUGUUGUCUCUGGUGUGUCUGUUGCUCAGAAAUAAAUUGCUAAUUCUCACCUAGAUUAAACAUUAGCCCUUUUUAUGGCUGUGGCACUGAAAGAAUUGACUCAGAUUAUUUCCAGGUUUCUCUGGCUGUUCAAAUGGCCGUCCUUUUCCACUGGGCGGUGGAUGUCAGGUGAGUCUUAGAUAAACAUUUUCAUGUUUAGGUGAUUUAUGUGUUUGACCAAAGCAUUUUUCAGCAUUACAGAAAGCAGCAAGUUGCUCACAUACAUGAACCCAUAAGUCUGGUUUUCUUUUAACUAAGUCUUGAUCUCAGCAAUAAUUUUCAUUUCUGCUAAAAAUUAAUCCAAACGUGAAGUCUGCAGCUCUGUCCUUCUUUUCCUCAGAACCAGUUCUGCGAUCAAAUCAACAUCCUGCCAUGAACUUUGAUCACUGAGAUAAAACAAACACUGGAAUAAUAUUUGAUAUGACCUAGGACUUUGGUAUUACAGUCUUUUAUUAUCUUUUUAUGACAGGUUAUUAAAUAAAAACUCAUGUCUUGAGUCCUGCUGUUUCAUUCAAUCUGAUGUGUCAGAUCCAGACCUAGUUUAUUGCUGUUUAGAUCUAUUUUAUCUUUAAUGCCACCUUCACAAGGUGAAAAUAGUUCAGAGUUCAUUUCAUGUGGGCAGAGCAGGAAGAGUAAAGUCAGUCUGUUUUUGUUCCAACCUGGACUGACUGAAGAUGAGUCUUUGUAAGGGACAGGACAACAAAAGCGUGUCUUCAGCACCCAGCUGCCCGUCAAUGAGGAGUGACCACUCCAACAUUCUCCCUCCGCUGUUCAGUGAUGAACUUGGACCUUCAGACACGAAAUGGAAAAGCAGCAGCCAUGUUCCUGAGGUGGAUGACACGUCAUGCUGCGCUGUGUGCCAGAAACUCCUGAUGUAUCCAGUGUUGGCCAGCUGUGGACACUGGUUCUGCAGACAGUGCAUGAUCACAUACUGGGACGAGUCAACUCCACGCGCCCCCUGUCUCCAGUGUGGAGAACUGUUCACACCCCUAACUGGACCUCAGGCAGCCAAUCAGAGCAGCUCUGGAGAAGGUUUUGGUCUUCAGGAGAAUUUAGACAAACACAGGAACCAACUGAGGAGGAUGUGUAAAUAUGUAACUGAAGGAGCUGAUGAAUUAGGAGCCAGAACUGUCCUCAACAGCAUCUACACCGAGCUCUACAUCACAGAGGGAUGGAGUGAAGAGGUUAAUACCCAACAUGAGGUGAAGCAGCUGGAGACAGCUUCCCAGAUCCAGAACCUCCAGGACUCUCCAAUCAGGUGCCAUGACAUCUUUAAAUCUUUCCCUGACCAACAUGGAGCCAUCAGAGUGGUUCUGACCAACGGCGUCGCUGGUGCUGGAAAAACCUUCUCAGUGCAGAAGUUCACUCUGGACUGGGCCGAGGGCUUGGAGAACCAGGAUGUCAGUGUGGUGGUUCUGCUGUCGUUCAGGGAGCUGAACCUGAUCAGAGAUCAGCAGCACAGUCUUCUCUCUCUGCUCCAUGUUUUCCAUCCAACACUCCAGAAGCUCCCAGCAGAGCAGCUGGCUGUCUGCAAACUGCUCUUUAUCUUUGAUGGCCUGGAUGAAAGCAGACUUUCACUGGACUUUAACAGCAGUCAGCUGGUUUCUGACAUCACACAGAAGUCAUCAGUCAAUGUUCUGCUGACAAACCUCAUCAGGGGGAACCUGCUUCCCUCGGCUCUCAUCUGGAUAACUACCAGACCUGCAGCGGCCAAUCAGAUCCCUCCUUCAUAUGUUUCCAGGGUAACAGAAGUACGAGGCUUCACCGACACCCAGAAGGAGGAGUACUUCAGGAGGAGGUUCAGUGAUGAAGAGCUGUCCAGCAGAAUCAUCUCCCACAUCCAGACCUGCAGGAGUCUUCACAUCAUGUGUGGAAUCCCAGUCUUCUGCUGGAUCACUGCUACUGUUCUGGAGAACAUGAUGACCUCAGAGCAGAGAGGAGAGCUGCCCAAGACCAUGACUGACAUGUACUCACACUUCCUGCUGGUCCAGGCAAAGAGGAAGAAGGAAAAGUACCAUGGAGGACAUGAGACAAGUCCACAGGAGCUGAUGGAGGCUGACAGGGAAGUUCUUCUGAAGCUGGGGAGGCUGGCGUUUGAACAGCUGGAGAAAGGAAACAUCAUGUUCUACCAAGAAGACCUGGAACAGUGUGGUCUGGAUAUCACAGAGGCCUCGGUGUACUCAGGAGUUUGUACAGAGAUCUUCAAGAGAGAGAGUGUGAUCUUCCAGAAGCCAGUUUACUGCUUUGUUCAUCUGAGCAUCCAGGAGUUUCUGGCUGCAGUUUACAUGUUCCACUGUUUCACCAGCAGGAACUCAGAGGUGGUGAAGGACUUCCUGGAUGGUUCACCUAACACCCAUGUUAGGAGAGACUUAAAACUGGAAGACGGUAACUUCACUCUAGACUGUUUCCUGGAGAGAGUCAUGAUGAAAUCUCUCCAAAGUAAAACUGGGCAUCUAGACAUGUUUGUUCGCUUCAUUCAUGGCCUUUCUCUGAAGUCAAACCAGAAGCUCCUGGGAGGCCUUGUUGAUCAAACAGAGAACAGUCCAGAGAACAUCUAUAAAAUCAUCAACAACCUGAAGAAGAUGAACACCAAUAAAAUGUCUCCAGAUAGAAGCAUCAACAUCUUCUACUGUUUGAUAGAGAUGAAUGAUCUCUCAAUUCAACAGGAGAUCCAGGAGUUUCUGAGGAUGGAGAACCGAUUAGAGAGGGAGCUCUCAGAGAUCCACUGCUCGGCUCUGGCCUACAUGCUACAGAUGCUGGAGGAGGUUCUGGAUGAGUUGGACCUGGAUAUGUUCAACACAUCAAAGGAGGGGAAAAUGAGGCUGAUCCCAGUGGUGAGGAACUGCAAAAAGGCUCGCCUUGUCGGCUGUCGCCUCUCGGAGACCCACUGUGAAGUUGUUGCCUCGGCUCUGAUGUCCAGCCGCUCCCAGCUGGUAGAACUGGACCUGACUGGAAACGUCCUGCCUGGUCCAGGAGUGAAGCUCCUAUGUGACGGACUCGCAAGUCCUUACUGUAAACUGAAGACGCUGAGACUGAGAGGGUGCAGGCUGUCAGAAAUCAGCUGUGAUAGUCUGGUUUCUGCUCUCGUGUCAAACCCUUCUCAUCUGAAACAUCUGGACAUGGGUCUGAACAAUAAGCUGCAGGAUUCUGGGAUGAAACUGCUUUGUGCCUUUCUAGAAAAUUCAGAAAGUAGACUGAAGACACUCAGAUUGCUAGAAUGUAGCUUAACUGGAGUAGCCUGUGCUUAUUUGGCAUCGGCUCUGAAGUUCAACCCCUCCCAUCUGACACAUCUGGACAUGAGUGGGAACAACCUUGAGGACUCAGGUGUGAAGCACUUGUGUGCUUUCAUGGAGACUCCUAACUGCAAACUGCAGAAACUGAGUCUGUGGGGCUGCAGGCUGUCGGGAACCAGCUGUGCUUCUAUAGUCUCAGCCCUAAACACCAACCCGUCUUUUCUGAAGCGUCUGGAUCUGAGAGACAACAACCUGCAGGAUUCAGAUGUGGAGCAGCUGCUGGAUCUGGUGGAGAGACCACAAUUCAGACUGCAAAGGCUGAGAUGGAAAUGAUAAUCCUUGUACAGAUGAAAAGGAGUCUAAAAUGGACAGUCGACUGACAGGAAAGACUCAUUUAGUUUGUGUGUGUAUGUGUGAACCAGGUUUUUAUAUACUUGUGGGGACCUAUUCUGUCUACUCUGUGAGGUUGUGAGGACCACUGCUUCUUGUGGGAACAAAUCCUGGUGAUGGUUAAGGUUAGGGUUAAACUGUAGAAAUGAAUGGAAGUCACAAAAACAUGACUGUAUGUGUGGCGGUAGGAGCUCUACUGCAUCUCUCACAAUGUGUCAUAGAUGCUGCCUGUUAGUAUAUUUCCAUUGUUCUUCUGAUCCUGAAGUUGCUCUGUGUCAGAAAUGCUAACGCUGAAGGUUGAGAGUCAGGUGCCACACAAAUUCAUUCCAACUGCUGUGUUGCAUUGACUACUUCAUGGGGUCUGAGUGCAGGGAGCCUCCCAAUAAAGAUGUGCCCCGUUGUGGGGUCCAACAUCCCAGACCCCACACUGCUUAGGAGCAUCUCCUAAUGUGUCUCCUGCUUUUCCCCUUCCCCUUGGGGAAAAAGCAGCCCAAGGAGACUAGUGGCAGCAACUAAAAAAAUGUGUUUAAGUGUGUGCUCUUGCUCUCGAUGAAGGCGGACGCUUUUUCCCUCUGCUCCCUCCCUGUCCUUGUCUGCCCGGUUUGCUGUUUCUGUCCUGUCUUUUUCUCUUUUUCUAUA
Messenger RNA from Poecilia reticulata (guppy), 4703 nucleotides. NCBI's taxonomy places the organism in Eukaryota, Metazoa, Chordata, Actinopteri, Cyprinodontiformes, Poeciliidae. The record is from RefSeq and is a predicted model, not a curated record.